Messenger RNA from Oryzias latipes (Japanese medaka), 4898 nucleotides. Lineage: Eukaryota; Metazoa; Chordata; Actinopteri; Beloniformes; Adrianichthyidae. The record is from RefSeq and is a predicted model, not a curated record.
CCUUUAAAUCACCUCAGUUCAUUGCUCCAACAGUUAGGUAUAGCCAAGUUGGUGGGAACAUAUCAAAUUGCGAACAUAUCACGUUGCGAACAUAUCACGUUACUUACUACGAAAUCAUGAAGAAAGGGUAAGUGCUGUUGUCAUGAAGUUUUAUUUAUUUGCCUCAAUCACAAUUACAUUUGUAUGAGUAAUACCAAUACACACACAUGUGUAUAUGUGUAUAAUGAGGUUCUUAAUUGUGUGCAAUUUGUGGCACAGUGUGACAGACUUAAGAUUAAUGUGUGUAUGUUUUCCAUAAAAACACUUCAAUCUAUAAGGAUGAUUAUUGUGGUUUGAGGCCCCUGUUACAGUCAUAACCUAAUUUAUGUGUUUCUCAAUAGUGAGACAACAAUUGUCAAUUUACUUUAUUGUGCUUACAGGUUUUGUACGUUUUCCUCAUUUGGAAGGGUUUGUAUAACCUCAAUAUUUCACUAUUUGGAGCAGUACAACAUAGUUGGCUAUUUUUUUUAUUGGUCAUAUGCAUAAUGUAAUUUACACUGUGCCUUACAUUAUGAACAAAACAUGUAAUAUAUUGACAUCUCGUUUUCACAUAAAAGGCACGGCAAACUUCUAAAGGUGUGGAAGAAAUUGCAGGAGCUGUGGCUAAAUUCACAGAACCUGGAGCCAGUGUCACUGACUACAGUGUUCACACUGAAGCAGGGUUCUGGGAAAAUGUUAGCAAGCAGUUGCAAGUGCCCAACACCUUUAAGAACAGGAUGAAAAUGGCUAGAAUUGCUACUAGUUAUGCAAAGGAAAUUGUAGAACAUCAAAAUGUAUAAUAUUCGUAAUAGUUUGGCAUUAACUUGUAUUCAUCAUCUAUACUUGUCCACUCGUUUAUAGGAACAUUCAAUGGUCACAAAUGUCUUGGUGGGGAGCAUUAAUGAAACCGAGAAGACCCCUUCAGAGGAUGCCACACGCAUCACGGCCACUGAUGCGACUCCACAGUCAGGACUUAACCCGGCUGAGGACUCUAAUACUGAAUCCAAAUCCUCACCCUGUGGUGACGAGAGUCUGGAUGGGAAUGGGAACACCUCAGAUUUCUCUGCACCCAGCACUAUUGACCUGGACACCUUUCAGUACCCCUUGCCAGCACAACCAUGCUUUUUCGUCAUCAGUAAAAGUGACUGGCAACAGUUGAGACGCAUGCAGUCAGGCAGGCGCUUCCAUGGACUGCAGUGGACCAAUGUUGUAGCCAAAGGUCUCAAAUCAGUUAAUCCAUACUGCAGUUUUGGGUUCAAACACCACUGUGUGAAAACCCUCCUUUCAACGACAAAGGCACCUCUUUUCCGUUGUAUGGCCUAUUGUCGUUUUGAGGCUUGCCCUGUUAAGGCAGCUGUGACAGUCACUGAUAGCAGCUUGAAAGCCGUGGUGGUGUUUUCAGGGGGUAAUGUGUGCCACAACACCCUGGAGACAAAAAGCAGGCCAGUCCGUGCUGAUUCCAGAAAGACAACCGCAAGCAUACUGCAAACAAAGCACCCCCGGAGCGUAUACUUGGAGUCUAUGCUCAGUUUGCCACCACCUGUAGUACAAUCAGGAUGUAGGGAUGAUGCAGUGAGCACAGGUGUGUUGAAGAAUAUAUCAUGGACUGAGCGACAGAAGGAAAGGCCACAUUCUGAUGAAGUGACAAGUCUCCAGACAAUUAUUGAUAACCUGAAAGGCACUGAUACAGAGGUCCUGCAGAAAGUGAUGCUGCAUCCCAAGGGAAUAAUGUUGUGGUCGAAGAAAACGCUCUCUGUGUUUUACAAAAGAUGCAAAGAGGAUAUAGUGUACUUGGACGCAACAGGCAACAUCGUUAAGAAAAAAAGCAAGCAAAGUCCACCCUACUAUGUUUACGAGCUGGUGGUGAGAAACCCAUCCAAGGGUUCAUCCCCACUGCCAGUAGCCACAUAUGUUACAUGUGACCACACCACCGCAUCGGUCACAUAUUUUCUGCAGGCCUUUCAGACUGACCUGGUGAGACUCUAUGGACAUGGGGCAAACAAGAGACCUGUCAUGAUUAUCUGUGAUGGCUCCCUUGUCCUACUCCAUUCCAUCUCCAUUACCUUUUGCCACACUGCGCUAGAGGAUCUGUUGACUAAAUAUUAUCAGCUGAUCACUGGUCAAUAUUCCAAAACACAAUUUGACCUGCCAAUCCUCCAUCGAUGUUUAAGUCACAUCAUGAGGAAUGCCAAGGACCUGUGCAAAAAGCAGAUUCCUGCACACUACAAGCUUGGGAUGCACAUCUUUGGCCUAUUGGCAUGUUCAUCCACUUUAGAACAGAUGGACCAGGUUCUUCUCAGUGCUACUGCUCUGUUCAACAGUCCCUGUUCUGGACCAAAUGUUGAAAAGAACUAUGAUAACCUCAUAGGACUGAUGCAAGAAAUUGGCACAAUUGAUCUUGACAGAACCAUCACUCCAGAAAACUACAAGCAUGCAGUGGGAAGUGCUCCAUUGAAGUCUCAUUUCCAAGAAAUUAUUCAGAGAGCACCUUUGGACCAUUGUGGGGUAUGCAAUAUUUACUACGCCCCAGGAUUCAUUCCCAGUUUGGAGAAAUAUUUUCUCCCACAUGCAACACUCUGGUCUGGAUUAAUGUUAGGAGAUUUGGGGCGCCACGGUACCGGUCCGGCUUACACGAAUCUCAGUAAGCGUUAUAACGAAGUCAGCCAGACCAGGAAACAGAACUUCACAAUGGCAAACAGGACACAAGGAAUCAUGGAAAAAAGCCAGUGGGACCUAAAGCAAAUUAGAUUCCAAAGGAAAUCUGUGAGCCGACUAGAUGACUUUGUGACUGUUUACCAAAAGAUGCAUGACGCCCUGCUCCUGGAAUAUGCAGACACCGAGCUAUCCAGAAAGAGAUCCCAUAGAGUGGAGGUUGAAAGGUGGAAGAAAGGCAGAGUGGGGCGCAAAGGUGUCUAUGUCUCACCAUUGGCAACAACUUUGCCAUUCAAGAAGCCAGAACCUGAGAACCGUACAUUGACACAGAAGAAAGCACAGGAACAGCCAACAGCUGCACCGACAUCUGGAGAAACACACAGAGCAACAGCAGAGUCUGAGCUUACUACAUUGUGGAGGAGACAAAAGACGGAAGUGGUUGUCUCUGUCAUUCCCUCUCAGAUUAGAGGGAACAACCUCAUUAUCCACCACAGUGAACUUUGUCCCCUUGUACCUCAUCAGUGGCUCACAGGAGAGAUCAUCGAGUGCCUCUUGCAUCUUACUGCCAAUCAACAUAAUUUGUCAGACACAAUCUACAUCAUGAACCACUACACGGCUGGAGUGAUUGUGCAUGACAAGAGAGAAUUGUUCCGGAGGCAAAGCUUGGCAAAAAUAAAUUUUGAGAACUACAAAGCCAUUGCAUCCUGUGUUAACUACAACAAUACACACUGGAAGUUUCUGUAUAUUAAUGCAGCUGAAAGUACUGUCUACUUGCUCGAUCCUGUGCAAUCUACGACAGAGCUGGCAGAGUCUGAUCAUGCAGCAAAGAAAUUUCGGGAGUAUCUUAACAUGAGGAGGACCUGCCACAACAGGACAGACUGGGUGGACAUUAAAUUUAGGGGGGGAACCAUGACACACCCAUGUCAGCAGGAUGGAAACAGUUGUGGUGUAAUUACCAUCAUGAUGGCACGGUCGAUAAUGCAAAAAUUCCCAGACCCGCCAAAUAUUGUGUUCCAAACAACAGUGGUGGAGAUGGCACAGGAACGAAAAAAACUGGCUCUUGCACUACUUCAGGCUUCAGUGUUCGACAAGACUAACGACUGUGCUAUGUGUGCCACAACAUUAAGUACUGGACCUUCCCACACUGACUGGAUACAAUGUGAUGAAUGCAGCCGGUGGUUCCAUGUCCAGUGCGUGCCAAUGGAUACAGCAGAGUAUGAAGAUGCAAAGGCCAAGGAGUGGAAAUGCUGUUUGUGUGCACAGGACAUGGAAACAUCUUUCCUUUAACCCAUCCUGUCAGUGUAGUCUCAUUUACAGGAUUAUUCUUAUUUUAAUCUCUGAAAGUAAAAUGUCAGUGAUGUUUUUAUAUUUUUUAUACGCCUAACACUGCAUAUGUCAAUACUUGUUUGAAAAUUACUGCUUUCACUUAGUCACUCUGUAUUUUUGUUUCCCAGACAGGUGUUCCUGAUCUGCGGUUACUUUUCACAUAUUCUCUGCUCUCAACCAGCCAAGGCAGAUGACUGUCCAUUGUUAGUCAGGUUCUGCCAGAGGUUUAUUCCUGUUGAGUUGGUAGUUCUGUUGCUUUGUUACGUUAUUUUUUUUUCUUUCUUCUUUAUUUUUCAAGUCCCCCCUCAUAUGUAAAUGUAAAGGCAAGGCAUCCCCGGUAAGUAUGUAUUUAUGCACGGAACUGGUGCGCACGCAAUCCCGCACACACAUCAACAAACUGAAGAAAACACACGUAGGUUCACAUAGAACGCACGCAACAUGCAGCUCACAGCCAGAAAACAUUCAUGCACACAACCCAAAGCGCUUUUCUGCGCAGGUAAAAAAAAGGAGUUGCUGCUUUAAUUAAUACAACCAUUAACUGACCCAGAAGCCCGAUUUUGAAUCAUUAAUAUAUCAGUUACAAUAAGGACUAUUGCAUACCUAGUGUCUAUAGCCCACAUGUUGACGACUCUUCCUUCUUUCAGAUUUUCACCUCACUCUCUGUCCCCUCUGUGCCUCCCUGCACUCUGGCUAUGGGGGCCCCUGUGGGGUCUUGCUGGCUGGCCCUAGCCUGGGUGGCGGAUGUGAUUUCCCCGAUGGGCGUUUGUUAUCUAUCUGCUACCGUACGAGUGUUCAUCAUUACUUGACCGUGAUGAUGAAACUCCAGAAAUGUUUUUGCCUUAUGCUGGUUCUUGGGUUUUGCUCCCCCUUCUAUAAUCCUCCUCCUACCCCCCCCCCCCCCC